This is a messenger RNA of Paramecium octaurelia, 3344 nucleotides long. NCBI's taxonomy places the organism in Eukaryota, Ciliophora, Oligohymenophorea, Peniculida, Parameciidae. The record is from the annotation of a GenBank genome assembly.
UGGAGAUACACAAAUGAGACUCCUUCAAAAUUGAAAGGAUUCAUUUUUGAUUGCGGGAAUUAGUAAUUUGAAUAUUUUGGAGAAGAAGAAACACUUCGUGGAUUAAAAUAAAUGUUUCUAAACUCUUCUUUUAAACAAAAGUUUAAGAAGAAUAUAUGGCUUAGCAAGUGAUUGGACAAGGAAAUUAUGCAUUAGUAUUUGGCAAUUGAUGUUUAAUUUAGGUUUUUGAAUUACAGCAUUUGCAUUCAAAUUAGCGAUUUGCUUGCAAGAGUAUUGACAAAAAUAAAGUUAAAUCUAUUGAAUAAGGAGAAGUAAUAAGCAAAAGUGUUAUAUUAAGCAAUCUGUUUUAACGAGAUAUAAAUAAUGAGAUUAUUAAGUCCUCACAAAUCACUAAUAAACUUAUUGAAGUAUAUGAAGGAGAUAAUAAUAUGUACUUGGUAAUGGAUCUGCUUAAGGUGGAAGUUUAUAUAGAGAAAUGAAAAAUAGGAUAAAUCUUUAUAGUAAGGAAGAAGUUUAGAUUGUAAUUAAUCAAUUCUUCUUAAUCAACAACCCUCCUCAUUUUAUUUCCUCAUAUUAUCAUACCAGCAUAGCUCUGAAACUAUAAUUGCUUUUCUAUAAAAAUAACUGAUGAAAAUCCUAUUUUCUUCAAUAUUAAAGAAGCAGAAUUCCUCUUUCUCUGACUAAAAACUUUAAUAGCAUAUUCAUGACCAAAGUAGAAAUUUCAAGCAAAUUAAUUUAUGGAAAGAAUUUGAAAUCAAAUUUCCUAUCGAAAAAGUUAUGCUUAACAACCUUUAAAUAUUAACUAUGUAUCAUAUCAAUAUCACAAGUAUAAUGUUAGUAAAAAGUAAUAUUCAGUAAUUUACUUAGGAAUAGAGAUAUUCACACUGAUAUUUCGACUCAUUCACAAUGCAAAGCUAAGUAUUAAAUACUUUUAACGAACCAUUUUGGGGAAAUAAUUGAUAAAUUUGUAAAUAACAUUAUCUAAAAAUAGAAAUGGAGAAAUUGUUAAAAUAAAGUUUUUAUUAGGUCAAACUACAUAUUGAUUAAUAAUAAUCGUUUUGUAAUCUACCAAAUAAUUUUUAUUUAGAAAUAAAAUUUGUUAUAUUCAUCAAUAAAUAUUUGUUUUUAAGCAAAUUAUUAAGUAUCGUACCAAUACGAGUGUAGAAUAAUUGAUAAUAUUUAUAGAAAAAAUUGUUUUUAGAUACAGUAUAUGCAUUCUAAACGAAUUAUGCAUAUGGAUUUAAAACCAGAAAAUAUUUUAUUUAAAGAAAAGGGAAUCUAAAUUCUUUACCCUUAGCAGAUUUUUGUCUUUCAGUAGAAGUUGAUGCUUAUCCUUAUUUAUAUCCAAAAUGUGGCACACCUGGAUUUGUAGCUCCUGACAUUGCAAACUUGAUUGAUAAAACUUAGCCAUACACUACUGCCUGUGAUGUUUUUUCAGCAGGAGUGAUAUUUCAUAUAUUACUGUUUGGAUAGGGUUUAUUUAUUGGGAGUGAUCACUAAGACAUUUUAAAAAUGAACAAAGAAUGUUAGGUAGAUUUUUCAAAACCAAAAUAUANUUAAUUUAGGUUUUUGAAUUACAGCAUUUGCAUUCAAAUUAGCGAUUUGCUUGCAAGAGUAUUGACAAAAAUAAAGUUAAAUCUAUUGAAUAAGGAGAAGUAAUAAGCAAAAGUGUUAUAUUAAGCAAUCUGUUUUAACGAGAUAUAAAUAAUGAGAUUAUUAAGUCCUCACAAAUCACUAAUAAACUUAUUGAAGUAUAUGAAGGAGAUAAUAAUAUGUACUUGGUAAUGGAUCUGCUUAAGGUGGAAGUUUAUAUAGAGAAAUGAAAAAUAGGAUAAAUCUUUAUAGUAAGGAAGAAGUUUAGAUUGUAAUUAAUCAAUUCUUCUUAAUCAACAACCCUCCUCAUUUUAUUUCCUCAUAUUAUCAUACCAGCAUAGCUCUGAAACUAUAAUUGCUUUUCUAUAAAAAUAACUGAUGAAAAUCCUAUUUUCUUCAAUAUUAAAGAAGCAGAAUUCCUCUUUCUCUGACUAAAAACUUUAAUAGCAUAUUCAUGACCAAAGUAGAAAUUUCAAGCAAAUUAAUUUAUGGAAAGAAUUUGAAAUCAAAUUUCCUAUCGAAAAAGUUAUGCUUAACAACCUUUAAAUAUUAACUAUGUAUCAUAUCAAUAUCACAAGUAUAAUGUUAGUAAAAAGUAAUAUUCAGUAAUUUACUUAGGAAUAGAGAUAUUCACACUGAUAUUUCGACUCAUUCACAAUGCAAAGCUAAGUAUUAAAUACUUUUAACGAACCAUUUUGGGGAAAUAAUUGAUAAAUUUGUAAAUAACAUUAUCUAAAAAUAGAAAUGGAGAAAUUGUUAAAAUAAAGUUUUUAUUAGGUCAAACUACAUAUUGAUUAAUAAUAAUCGUUUUGUAAUCUACCAAAUAAUUUUUAUUUAGAAAUAAAAUUUGUUAUAUUCAUCAAUAAAUAUUUGUUUUUAAGCAAAUUAUUAAGUAUCGUACCAAUACGAGUGUAGAAUAAUUGAUAAUAUUUAUAGAAAAAAUUGUUUUUAGAUACAGUAUAUGCAUUCUAAACGAAUUAUGCAUAUGGAUUUAAAACCAGAAAAUAUUUUAUUUAAAGAAAAGGGAAUCUAAAUUCUUUACCCUUAGCAGAUUUUUGUCUUUCAGUAGAAGUUGAUGCUUAUCCUUAUUUAUAUCCAAAAUGUGGCACACCUGGAUUUGUAGCUCCUGACAUUGCAAACUUGAUUGAUAAAACUUAGCCAUACACUACUGCCUGUGAUGUUUUUUCAGCAGGAGUGAUAUUUCAUAUAUUACUGUUUGGAUAGGGUUUAUUUAUUGGGAGUGAUCACUAAGACAUUUUAAAAAUGAACAAAGAAUGUUAGGUAGAUUUUUCAAAACCAAAAUAUAAACAAUUAGACAGCUAUCUAAAGAUCUACUGUAAAAUAUUCAUAUUUAUAUUAAAUUAAAAAUGACAGCCCCUGAUUAAUAAUAACGAUUUACUUCAGAAGAAUGUCUUUAACAUCCUUUCUUUCAUAAUAAUGAAUAAUAGCAAAUACAAUAGAAAAUGGGCCAAUUCAAAAUUUCCUAUAAUGAAGAAAAUCUUAAUAAUGAUUCAUUUAAUUAAUAUCUUUAGGAUUAUAAUACUCCUAAUUAAUAAUUUAUAUGUCAAGAUAAAAAGAAGCUAUCUAUUUUUACUCGAACUCCUCUUUAUGGUCCAAAGGCUAGUCCCAAUUUGGUACAGAAUUAAAAUGAAAUUUUUGAAAAACUCAGUCCAUUAAGCCAUUUUACUUUGGAUUAAGAGGAAUAAUGUGGUAACUAAAAAGAUAACCAAUAAAUUGCUUAAACUAAAUGA